AAUGAGGUCACAUAAACUGAUAAACUAUCCGACCCAAUAAAUCUGGGUCCGCCUUCCACACGAAGAGAACCACCAGAGCAUCGAAAUCGAUACAUCGAACAUGGCAGUAAUGGAGAGGUUGAGGAUAUUCGUAGCUCAAGAGCCCAUCGUCGCUGCUUCUUGCCUUAUUGCUGGAUUCGGCCUCUUUCUUCCAGCCGUAGUGAGGCCCAUACUUGAUUCUUAUGAAUCAUCCAAGCAAGUACCUCAACCUGCUCUUAGUGAUGUGGUUGCAGGUAUGACGGGUAAAAAGCAGGGGUAAUGUAGAAAGCAGAUGUUUAAAAUCUGUUUUCAUCACCCAUUUGUUUCUCUUCAAAUCUUAGAUGACGAGGAGUAAUAAGUACCGGCGCCUUCUCUCUGUUUCCUGUUAAGAACUUUGUAAUUAAACAUCUUUUUGAUUAAUAACAAGUUUGUGCUACUUGAUUUUCUGUU
Molecule: messenger RNA, 468 nt
Organism: Daucus carota subsp. sativus
Lineage: Eukaryota; Viridiplantae; Streptophyta; Magnoliopsida; Apiales; Apiaceae
Exons: 3
Coding region: 101-298 (65 amino acids)
Source: RefSeq, a predicted model, not a curated record